This is a messenger RNA of Capsicum annuum, 776 nucleotides long. Its product is annotated as 15.7 kDa heat shock protein, peroxisomal. The coding region runs from base 158 to 601 and encodes 147 amino acids. Gene Ontology annotation, biological process: response to salt stress; response to hydrogen peroxide; response to heat. The record is from RefSeq and is a predicted model, not a curated record. NCBI's taxonomy places the organism in Eukaryota, Viridiplantae, Streptophyta, Magnoliopsida, Solanales, Solanaceae. The transcript has 2 exons.
AAAAUGAUAAUAAACCUUACAGAACCCUCUAGACCUUCUAGAUUUAUUUUUUUCUAGAAAAAUCAUUAAAUCUCCAUAUCUCUUUAUAUAUAAAUUAAACAACUCUCCUCCAAAAUUUCACAACAAAUAAAUAAAAAUUAGAAAAAGGGAAAAAAUUAUGUCUAUUUUUGGUGAUCCAUUUAGAAGAUUUUUAUUGAGUCCAACAAUUUAUAGAACAUCAUAUGGUUCUAAUGCUCUUCUUGAUUGGAUUGAAUCUCCUAAUGCUCACAUUUUCAAAAUUAAUGUUCCAGGGUACAGCAAGGAGGACAUAAAGGUGCAAGUUGAAGAUGGCAAUGUGUUGGUGGUGAAGGCGGAGGAUCGAGGUGGCAAGAAGGACGAAUACCACGGUAAGGACAAGGAGAUAGUGUGGCACGUGGCGGAGAGAAGCGGAGGAGGAAAAGGCGGCGGGGAUUUCUCGAGGGAAAUCGAGUUGCCGGAAGAUGUGAAGGUUGAUCAAAUCAAAGCUCAAGUUGAGAAUGGUGUUCUUACUAUUGUUGUACCAAAAGAUGCAACUCCAAAACCAUCUAAAGUUAGGAACAUAAAUAUCACUAGCAAGCUAUAAAAUCUUUUCCGGAUCUCGCACGCAGCAGCAAGAACUUUAGUGCACCGAGCUGUCCUUUUGGUUUUUGGAAUAGUAAAAGUUAAGGAUAGUUUGUUUAUGUUGUCACAAAAAAUGUGGGAUUGGAUGGAUGUAACAAAAGUACUUGUAGAAUAAAUUUAAGUGUUUGUAUCUGAAA